Molecule: messenger RNA, 2013 nt
Organism: Lodderomyces orthopsilosis Co 90-125
Lineage: Eukaryota; Fungi; Ascomycota; Pichiomycetes; Serinales; Debaryomycetaceae
Gene: DPB2
Product: DNA polymerase epsilon noncatalytic subunit
Exons: 1
Coding region: 1-2013 (670 amino acids)
Biological process (GO): DNA-templated DNA replication; error-prone translesion synthesis
Cellular component (GO): epsilon DNA polymerase complex
Molecular function (GO): DNA binding
Source: RefSeq, a predicted model, not a curated record
AUGAUAGACCUAAGCACAACCAAUACUACUACAGCAUUACCUAUUAAGCUACAACCGUCCAACCUCCGACCACUUGUGUUUAGAACUUUGACCAAAAAGCAUGGAUUGAAUGUGAAUACAGAAGCAUUGUCAAUAUUAACAGAUACCAUCAGCCUAAAGUUUGGGUUCGAUUGGAAGAGUCUACAAUCGCAAAAAUUUUUGGAAGAGAUAGCCAAGUUUUGGAAGCUAGAAGACAGGGGAAUUUUCAUUGAUGGUAAUGGGUUAAAAGCAGUGUUGAAGGAGAUCCAAAAGAAAGAUGAAACUGUGCAAAUGCAAAAGGCUGGGAGAACAAAUACUGUUGUGGAUGAGAUUGUUGAUGAGGAUGUGCAGUUACAAUGGGAAGAUUACUUUCAAUUUGUAUCCCCAUUGAAUCAGCCACGCAGUCUAUUUGACAAAAGCCGAAAGCAUUUCGAUGUUUACUUGACAAAGGAGAGGUUACCGUUUUUGUCAAAGUUGACUCUCAAUACCAAAUCUCAGGUUGAAUCGCAAAACAAUCACUACUUUCUCAUCAUGGAUAGGUUGUCAAGAAACGAAAACUUUCAAAAAGCUUCAAUGACGAGCAUAUCUAAUUUGAACUCGUUGACUAUUGAUGGAAUUGGCAAGAACAAUGAAAUCACACUAAUCAAAAAUAUGCUUGGUCGUGACGGGCAAAAGUUUCUCUUGUUUGGGCUCUUGUCAAAGAAUUCAACUGAUGAGUAUAUUUUAGAGGAUACCACAGGCUAUAUUGAAUUGAAUUUGAACCAGGCUGUAAAAAAUCAAGGCUCUUUCUAUUGUAUUGGAAUGUUUGUCUUGGCAGAAGGGAUCUACUCUGCUUCGGGUGGCAAUUUGAAUCAAAAACAAGAUUACAUGGGUGGUUGCUUUUACGUCAGCAACCUCGCCCAGCCUCCUGCAGAAAGAAGGGAUAAGAGUUUGGAUGUAUACGGACACUUAGAUUUUUUGGGUAUUCACAAACACAUGGUACCCACUGGCGACAAAGCAGUAAAGUUCCCCAAACCAUUUCGAAAGAAAUUGUUGCAGUUGGAAAAGUCAUUACAAAACCACAAAAUCGUCAUGAUGGGUAGUGAUCUUUACCUUGACUCAAAUAAAACUUUACAAGCCAUGCAAAAGUUCUUUCAUCGAUUGGAAAACACAAUUAUCGAAGCAUUGGAUUCGGAAGAAACACAGAGUUACAUUCCUUUGGCAUUGAUCUUUACUGGAUCGUUCACUUCGCGUCCUUUAACGUCUACAAAUUCCACAUCAGAUGCCAAUUUGUCUAACUCUGAGUUAUACAAGGGCAAUUUCGAUCAAUUUGCGAAGAUGUUGAGUGAGUAUCCUAACAUUGUGCAACGAUGCAAGAUUGUACUCAUCCCGGGAGAUAACGACCCAUGGCAAUCUACAUAUUCUCUUGGAUCGUCCUGCUUGAAUACGUUCCCCCAAGCUUCGAUCCCCAAGGUGUUUGUGAAUAGAUUGGAAAAUUUGUUACCUAGGGGAAACUUAAUUCUAGCAUGGAAUCCCACGCGGUUAAGUUACCUAUCACAAGAGUUGGUCAUUAUUAAGGACAAGCUAAUGAGUAAAUUCAAGAGAAACGACUUGAUGUUUCCAUUAGAGCUUGACCAAAUUCACGAUGACGGUGUUGAGGAACUAAACGAUAAGGAGAGAAUUGAUAUAUUAAUUCAAAGUAAGGAUGAAAGAAUACCCAAUAAGACUAGACAAGCGAGGAAAUUGGUAAAAACAUUACUUGAUCAAGGAACUUUGCAACCGUUUAAAAAAGAUUUGAAAGUUGUCAAUACUCAAUUCGAGCACUGCUUAAGAGUUGAGCCUUUACCAAAUGCCAUUGUGUUGAAUGAUUGUAGUUUUGAUAAUUUUGAGGUGGUGUACCAAGGAUGCAGAGUGGUAAACUUGACCCUGGCUAUCAAUGAAGGAAGUAGAAAGUUGAAUUACUUGGAAUAUUGGCCAAGCUCGAAAAAGUUUGAGUUUAAAGAUUUAUAUUUUUAG